GAUCAUUCUCUUAGUGGAGCACUCAGUGCGCUGCAAGCGCUCCGAGACUGCGUGUCGACUUUACGACCUCGAACGAAGAAACGAGGGGUUCGCGAAAAUUCAUCUUUUCAAUUACAAGCUACGAAUGUGAAAAUGAAUUGUUCAACGCGGGACCGCUGUACAAAGACUCGAAACGGAUCGUAGGAAAUUUUUCAGCGAAUCGGACGUCCGCUUCGGGCUGGCGGGAUCGAAUUUGCGCGAUUCGCCCGGCUAAAAAAAGAAAACAAACGAGAUAGCGGCACUCGAGUAAAAUUCUGAACGAAGAUUCGGGGCAAAGUGAUAUAUCGACGGGCGUGCGACGAUAAUUUUAGAACGAAACCUUUCGUCCGGUUCCAGGUGCCAACAAAACGACAGAGAGACGUAUGAACGAACGAGUAAGGUGUAAGCGUGAUUAAAAAUUGCAUCGCGUCAAGGAAGCGAGGGACACGAAGCAUCUCUCGAAUCAGCGGUGAAAAACAGCGCUUGAAGAAUCUUGCAAAGUUCGAAAGUGUAGCCUGUGUUUGAAGAUAUCGCUGCUGCUGGAACAACGAAGCAAUAUGUACGGGAUAUCAGGAAGAAACUUUUCCGAAGAUUCCUGGAAAUAGAAAACUGGAAAUAGAGAGACGAAUAUCAAACUGUGAAAUUAUAAUAUAUCGCAGAUGUACACACAAGAAGUUAACAAAACUGUCAUGAAGAUCAAGCAAAUCGAAUUAGAAUCGAUACUGUUUCAGAACACACGAGAACGAUACGAAACUAGAUAACACUUUGGGAUUUCGAUAAAAUAUUCGUCAUGUUACCAAAACUAUUAGUUCUCGGCUCUCACAAAGUCAAAAGGUAGUGAGAGUCGAAUCAAAAUAAUAAUAAGACGAACGUAUUAUGAUUAUGUACUGAAGAAUUGAAUCGAACUUAAGCUUAAAUCGUUCGAAGCAAAGUAACAAAGACAAAUUCAUUCCCGAGUGAAUCUUCUCCUGAAAGAAAUAUCUACAGUGAAAAAACGAUCUAAUUACACUGAUAUGUAUAUAAGUGAUAAAGACAAGAAAUAUUUUUGAACAGUGAAGCAUAAGAUUGAAAGGAAAUAAAGAAAAAGACUGAUGAAGAAUCGGGUGAAAAGAAAAAACGGAGAUACUUGAAAACGAUGGAAACAAGCCUCAAAAUUUUCAACAGCACCAGUUACUACGAUGCUGGACAGUUAUUGGACAAUUUAUCGAUUAGAGAGACCACGAGAGAACCACUCGAAUGUAAACAAGAAAUCAAUUCGAACGGUCUGUUUGAUUUCAUUAUCUAUGGCGUGCUGAUGAACCUGAUCGGUCUUUUUGGGAUAUUCGGCAACGCGAUUUCGAUGAUCAUUCUCUCGAGGCCGCAAAUGAAAUCGUCGAUCAAUUACUUGUUAAUUGGCCUAGCCAGAUGCGACACCGUCUUAAUUAUCAUUUCGAUAUUAAUUUACGGCUUACCUGUCAUUUGCACGUACACUGGCCAGCUGUUCGACUAUAAGUUCAUCGUGCACCCGAAGAUAGUCCGAUUCUUAUAUCCAUUAUCAUGCAUAGCGCAAAUAGCAACGGUGUACUUGACUCUAACUGUGACUCUAGAGAGAUAUAUCGCAGUCUGUCAUCCUUUACAAGCUAGGUCUUUUUGUACAUACGGACGAGCUCGACUAGCUGUAUUGGUUAUCGUGCUAUUUUCCUUUCUUUACAAUCUACCAAAAUUUUGGGAGGUAGAUUACUAUGCGGAAGUUCAUUGGAAGUACAAUGUUACUAUAUACUGCAUAUAUCCGGCAGACUUGAGAAGCAACGACUUGUAUGUCACCGUUUACGUCCACUGGAUGUAUUUUUUUAUUUGUUACCUGUUUCCCUUUCUUGCUUUGGUGAUAUUCAACGCUGCCAUUUACCAAAGGGUGAGAAAAGCAAAUAGAGAUUUGCAACAGCUUUCUCGACAUCAAAGACGCGAAAUCGGGCUAGCAACCAUGUUACUUUGCGUGGUGAUCGUUUUCCUAAUUUGUAACAUCCUACCGCUAGCCUCAAACAUUCACGAGACCUUCUUCAGCGAUCCGCCACAUUGGUUGGUGCAGACAGGCAAUCUUCUCGUGACAAUUAAUAGUAGCAUCAAUUUCAUUAUCUACGUGAUCUUCGGUAGGAAAUUCAAAAGGAUAUUUCUAAAGCUGUUUUGUAAUUCAAAGUUAUUCCGACCUGGCAGAGACAGUCCAGAAUUUCAAACUUACGACGAGUCGAUCGUUACCAAUAUGACCAAUAUAGAAUUAAGGAACUCUAUCAGACAUUAUCACGUAAACAGAUCGAGUACUAUCAACAGGAAUAACAAUAUCUCGAAUGGCAGUAUGCGACAAAGCGUGAAAAUAUCGGCAAGACCAGCCAGUCCAGGACCUUGUGUGUAUUAUCCUGCAAGGAGUCCUGUCAGAAGCCCUAGUCAGAUGUCCGCAACAUCAAGCACAUAGAAUGGGUGGAGUAAAAAAGAUGUAAAUUCUUCUUUGUAAUAAAUCUUAAAUAUUUCAUCUAAUCGCAAUAAGUCGACGAUCAUUCAUGAAUAACAAGGAAUAUCUUUUGUGCACCAAAUAAGAUGAAAUAAGAAAAUCUUUUUGUACAAAAAUCAUUCAAAUUGAAUGUAAUCAGAUAAGCUCGAAAAUAUUGAUGUUUAUCUGUCUUGCUAGUUAAUUUUCGGACAAAAAACAGCAUCGAUAUUGUAAAUUUAUUCUCAUAUGUUAUUAAAUAAUAAUUCAAUCUCUCGAAUUAUUUCAAAUUUUAUUUAAGUUCUAUGUACACUUGUUAUCUUUCUUUUUCUUUUUUUACAGUUACCAUAGAUAUAAUAGAUAAUUUACACAUACUUAUUUUUAUAAAGACUUUAAUAUCAUAUAAUAAUCACAGAAAUUUCAGAAAUGCGAUGCAUUUUGUCACAGAUUUCAUACAACUGCUUCAUAAUGUACAUAUUGUAUACGAGACAUUUCAUCAUCGUAAUGAAUAAAUAUUACUUAAAUAUGUGUAAAAGGCAUCAUUAUCCAAAGUUUGAUGCACGAAUUAGGAAGAAAAUAAUAAAAUUUGAAAAAAUAUAUUUUUCGACUAUUAGACAAACAAAAGAUAUUCAGUAACAAGAAUAUUGUUGAAAAAACAAAACAUAAAUCAGUACGUGUUUACUUGUUACAAAACGUAUAAAACGAAUGAUUACCUUGUACAAGCAUAAAAUUAUUUCAUAUAAGUAACUGAUAUAUGUAUGUAUAUAUUAGUUAUGAAAGGCAUGUAUAUGUAAAAAGGCAUUCUCGCGUUGUUAUAAUCCACAAAAAUUUUAGCAAGUUGUAAAUAUACUCAAACUAUUUUGAUAUGUUUAAAUAGAGACUUAUAGGUGAGACUCA
This is a messenger RNA of Bombus pyrosoma, 3373 nucleotides long. RefSeq names its product FMRFamide receptor (gene FMRFaR). The transcript has 5 exons. Gene Ontology annotation, biological process: G protein-coupled receptor signaling pathway. Bases 1154 to 2464 code for a protein of 436 amino acids. Gene Ontology annotation, molecular function: G protein-coupled receptor activity. The record is from RefSeq and is a predicted model, not a curated record. NCBI's taxonomy places the organism in Eukaryota, Metazoa, Arthropoda, Insecta, Hymenoptera, Apidae. Gene Ontology annotation, cellular component: membrane.